Molecule: messenger RNA, 1160 nt
Organism: Suhomyces tanzawaensis NRRL Y-17324
Lineage: Eukaryota; Fungi; Ascomycota; Pichiomycetes; Serinales; Debaryomycetaceae
Product: Sec63 complex subunit
Exons: 1
Coding region: 321-1016 (231 amino acids)
Biological process (GO): post-translational protein targeting to membrane, translocation
Cellular component (GO): Sec62/Sec63 complex
Source: RefSeq, a predicted model, not a curated record
UGCUAGGCCAACCAAUUGGUGCAAUUAGAGUGGGAUACGCUCACCCUAUGUCUGUGAUAGAUCAACAGUCAUGCUAGACCCUGCAAUUCGACUGGAACUGUCCGACUAGACCCCUCCAAGUAAAAGCUAUAGUUUCGUGACUUCGGCAAAUGGAUUCGGUGCCUGGCCUACCAUCCAACCCACCUCUUGUCAUUCUCCCCCAAUUUCAGGCAGUUGCGACAGUCGCAAUUAUUGUCGCAGUCAAACCGUCGUGCCUGCGUAAACACUUUUCAUCGACGUGUACUAAUAGAGGUUGACUGGUUUUCCAAACACGUAUCCCAAUGGCCGAAGAAACCACAGAGCCCGUUCAGGAGCAGAUCAAGAUCUCCAUCUUCACGCCCAUAAUCUAUGUGGCCGUGUUGGUGUCCAUUUUCGUCACGUUUUCCGUGGUCUACAGAAGAAGGGCAUUGAAGAAGUUGACCAAGGUGGAACCCAUUUUCCCCGAGAACCACACAGCCACGUUGUACGAGUACUUGAAGGUCCAGUACCAGAACCCCGACAUUCCCAAGGACCAGAAGCCCCACGAGAAGGUGAUGAAGGCCGCUCUCUUGAGAAGAGCCGUGGAGGCCAUCCGCAGAUCGAUGAAGCUCAAGGAAAACGAGCCUGUGUACACCAAGUUGUACCAGGACGGAUUGGUGGGAGACGAGGUGUUCCAGCAGUACCAAAUCCAAACCAAGUUCCAGGAGUUGGAGCUCAAGGACAUUGUUCAAGAGACCGAGUCUUACAAGAAGGGCUGGGUCCAGACCUUCUUUCCUGUGGCCCAGGAGAUUUGCUUCAACGAGGCCUUGAGGAGAAGAUUGUAUGCAUUGGACGACAGGGCCAAGACCUUGUCCCACAUGUGGGAGCAUUACGUGGCCAAGACCGAGGAGGUGAAUGAGAAGGAGAAAGAAGUGAAAGAGGUCAAGGACGUGAAGCAAACGAAGGAGUCCAAGCCUGAGGAGGAGCCCAAGGUACUUGCUGAGUCCAAGCCUGAAUAGAGUAGUAUAGUAUAGCCACGCAUACGUAACGAACAGCCGAAACUGUAGAGUUGUAGAGGUUAUUCCCUGGCCAACACAGGCGUAACCAUGGCUAAAACGCCUCUGCUGAGAGACCUCCCCACCCUCCCUUUUCUAGCAGGACUU